AUGACAGAGCGGCAAAGCGGAAAUCGGCCAGGAUGUCCAAGCAUAUAUGCCAGGGUAGGAUGCAGGGUUCAAGAUAUUCAGUGGCCAGCAGGCCUUCAUUGGAAGGAGCCAGAAUGGAAGUCCAACUUCAAGGAGCGCAUCGUCACUUUAACGUACGGCGAAAAGCUGCGCCUGAUGGUGCAGAUCCAGCUCCGCCGGCAGGACCGACGUAACGCCCGGGAGGAUUGCGCAGUGGCCCUGCGGACAGGCCUCUGGGAGGGCUCGCGUGCCUACACAAUCCCGAGGACUGUGCAAAGCACUGGGACUGAGGCCCUAAAAGGAUGGUGA
Messenger RNA from Symbiodinium natans, 327 nucleotides. The record is from the annotation of a GenBank genome assembly. NCBI's taxonomy places the organism in Eukaryota, Dinophyceae, Suessiales, Symbiodiniaceae.